Aureobasidium musti is the source of this 1020-nucleotide messenger RNA. The record is from the annotation of a GenBank genome assembly. NCBI's taxonomy places the organism in Eukaryota, Fungi, Ascomycota, Dothideomycetes, Dothideales, Saccotheciaceae.
AUGCAGCCUGCUUGCUUUGCUCCUUACUCUGGCGGUGUGCACGACAACUUCGAAACCAGCCCUUUCGACCCUUCAAGCAACAUAUGGAUAGGCUAUCUUGACGAGCCCGAGAAACCUUACCGUCACUUCAUCAGCCUCGAAGAUCUCGUCGACGAAGCUCAGGACAACUACGAAAAUGGCUACAAGGACAGAUUUCCUCGCUAUCUGAUCACCUUCGAUGGCCGCGCUGGUUACAGCGUCCCUGUUCACGAAGAACUCAUGUUCAGCGCUCAGUGUUCUGCUUGUAAGGGCAAGAGGAACUGCGAUCGUGUUUUGAUGCAGUACUUUCCCAUCAAAGUCUGGGACUAUUCUCAUGGCAGAAAGACCAACAUCUUUGUGAGUACUACUAACUAUCUGAUAUUGCCUGCAGCUGACAUUAACUGUGUANNGCUCUGCGCGCUGGUCUUCAAGAUCAAAGGUCAGAACAUGCUCGCACUCCUGAAGCAUCAUUCCCAGGGCAAGUAUGGCUUCCAAGAAACCAGUGGCCAAGUCUCAAAAAGCAUGACUGUCGAAUUUGCUAAGCCUAAAGUCGGCGUUGUUGAUGAGCAAGUUCUUGACCAGAGCAAGGCAUGUAUAGAUGCUACGGAUCUCACCUCACAGAACACGGCGGCAACAAGUCACUACGCUAAGUCACGCAACCGACCCAUGGUCAUCGAUCUUACCAGUGAUGAUGAAGAUGACGUUUCGACCGUCAAGAACGAGCGUAGAAACACUUCGCAGGAUACACCAACCUUCACACCCGUCACACAGCAACCUGAGAGCCAUCCACCACAGAUCGACUUGGCCCCACAAGUUGAUCUGUUGAAGGAGUUUGGUAGUAUGAUGGCCGUCAUGGUAGCAGACUUCGGCAUCGAUGCUCUGGCCCAGCCCGAAGCUAGACGACUGAGACUAUCUAUGGGAGAAGCCGCAAAAUCAGGCAACCAGGCCUUGCUCCACCAACACUUUGGAGCACUCCAUGCUGUAUUGCAGGCUGCACAGUAG